CGCCUCCUCUCACGGUAGCCGGCCGAAAUGCUCGUUCUUCUCGCCGCUCCUUUGGCGCUGCGCGGCGAUCGGCUCGUCGCGACCCCGCUCGCGCAUGUGCGCCCUCCUCUCCUCGCUCGGAUGGCGACGCCGUUCGGGCCGGACUCACUCGCCGACGCGGCCAUAGCGCAGCCGUCGCUCAGUGAGGCGGAAGGGUGGAGCAUGAGCAGUCUCUUCGGCGGCGGACUGAACAGCGUGGAGAGCGUGCGCCUCGCGGCCGAUGGCGCCUCAGCAGUCGUCCACGACUCAAUGGGAGUCGACCACUCGAUCGCCGUCUUCCCCGACUCGGUUCCGAUGCUCCUCGAUCGCUUCCAGCAGGCGGGAGUGCCCUAUGAGCUCGCUCCGGAGCCUGGCCCGUCUGCAAUCGACAUCGCCUCGCUCGUGCUCAUGCUCUCGCCCUUCCUCGUCCUCCUGCUCGCCCUGCUCGCCCUGAUCGCGCGCGCCGACGCCGGCCUCUUCGACGCGGCGGGUGGCCGGAAGGGGUCUCGCCUCACCCUCGAGCCCGACACGGGCGUUUCCUUCUCCGACGUCGCGGGAUGUGACGGCUCGCGCAGGGAGCUGUCGGAGCUGGUCGACUUUCUCAAGGACCCGGACAAGUUCUCAGCCGUCGGCGCCAGGAUCCCGCGCGGCGCUAUCAUGGAGGGCCCUCCCGGCACCGGCAAGACCCUCCUCGCGCGCGCGGUGGCGGGAGAGGCGGGCGUCCCCUUCGUCUCCGCCUCGGGCUCCGAGUUCGUCGAGAUGUUUGUCGGCGUGGGGGCCGCCAGGGCGCGGCAGCACGCGCCGUGCAUCGUCUUCAUCGACGAGAUCGACGCCGUCGGCAAGACCCGCGACUCGAGCGGCCGGCCGGGCGGAGGGUCCGGUGAGCGUGAGCAGACCCUCAACCAGAUCCUGACCGAGAUGGACGGCUUCGACGGAAACAGCGGCGUCCUCGUCCUCGCGGCGACCAACCGCGCAGACACGCUCGACCCGGCGCUGCUGCGGCCGGGCCGCUUCGACCGGCACAUCCACGUUGGGCUACCAGACGUCGAGGGGCGGCGCGCCAUUCUCGACGUGCACGUCAAGGACAAGCCGAUGCAGACCGCCGUCGACCUCGGCCUCGUGGCGCGCCGAACGAUCGGCUUCUCGGGCGCGUCGCUCGCCAACCUGAUGAACGAGGCGGCGAUCGUCGCCGCGCGCAAAGACAAGACGGAGAUCGGGUACGAGGAGAUCGACUACGCGAUCGACCGCAUCACCGUCGGCAUGCAGAAGCAGUCCCGCGCCUCCUUCCCGGCGCGGCAGCGGCUGGUCGCCUGCCACGAGGCCGGGCACGCGGUGAUGGGCGCGCUGACGCCGGACUACGACGCCGUCACAAAGGUGACCAUCGUGCCGCGCAGCAGCGGCGCCGGCGGCUUCACGCUCUUCACGCCGAGCGACGAGGCGCUCGAGACGGCGAUGUACACGCUGGCGCACCUCAAGGCGCGACUCGCCGUCGCGCUCGGCGGGCGCGUGGCGGAGGAGGUUGUGUACGGAGAGGACGAGGUGACGACGGGCGCGCGCAGCGACUUGCAGCGCGUCCGCGCGCUCGCACGGCAGAUGGUCGCGCAGUGGGGCUUCGCUGCCGCCGCCUUGGGGGGCGGUCCGGUGGCGUGGGAGACGGAGGAGGGCAACGGACUACUCGCCCCGCGGACGGCGUCACCUGCGAUGGAGGCUCGGAUCGACGCUGCGGUGCGGCGGCUGGUCGACGAGGCGUACGAGCACUGCCACGCCACACUCACGCGCAACCGCGCGCUCCUCGACGCGGUGACCGACAGCCUGGUGGAGAAGGAGACGCUCGGCGCAGACGAAAUCGAGGCUCUGCGGGUGGGACACGCUGUCGCUGCCGACGCGGGCGGCGCCGCUGGCCGCGCCAACGGACAGCGGGCGGACCGCAUGCCGGCGCCGGCGCCGUGGCCGCAGCCGCGCCGGCGCAAGCCAGUGCGCGUCCGGUCCGAGGGAGGAGGGCCGGCGCCGGGCGCCGAGUAUGGCAUCUAGCGGCGUUUGGCAAGGGAUGGGCGGGUGUAUCCUCCUGUGGUCGAGUCCUGUACCCUGUCGCACGCGCCAAGCGCCCGGUUGCUUCCCCAGUCAGCGCCCGUCCUGGGACCUGGCUCGCAGCCGUAGUGUACGCAGAGCUGGAUUGUUUGUGUGUAGAGUGUUGACGCCGUUGCUAGCUGCAUCGAAAGUGCCUACAACG
Messenger RNA from Emiliania huxleyi CCMP1516, 2248 nucleotides. RefSeq names its product ATP-dependent metalloprotease FtsH. The transcript is spliced from 12 exons. The record is from RefSeq and is a predicted model, not a curated record. NCBI's taxonomy places the organism in Eukaryota, Haptophyta, Isochrysidales, Noelaerhabdaceae. Gene Ontology annotation, biological process: proteolysis. Bases 28 to 2049 code for a protein of 673 amino acids. Gene Ontology annotation, molecular function: metalloendopeptidase activity; ATP hydrolysis activity; ATP-dependent peptidase activity. Gene Ontology annotation, cellular component: chloroplast thylakoid; membrane.